Messenger RNA from Porites evermanni, 12349 nucleotides. NCBI's taxonomy places the organism in Eukaryota, Metazoa, Cnidaria, Anthozoa, Scleractinia, Poritidae. The record is from the annotation of a GenBank genome assembly.
AUGACAGCAGGAAUUAGGGCUGAAUUUAUUUUUUUUCUUGUUUUUAUGAUAAAUAUAUCGCUAGCGACGCACAUGAAUAUAUUUAGAGAACAAUUUGACAAUGAAGACGACAAGGAGACACAGAGGCCCAUCAUAGGUGAGUGUGAUGUUUGCUUUAAACGGUGUUUUGUUGUCCUUUCCACGUACUGUACGUGUUCUUAUUAACUGAUUUGUGGCUUACAAGUUUACCGUUUGAUUAAAAAUUAUAAAUUUAUUAACUGGAGCUACGCUUUUAGCCCUGGCUAAAUCUUUAUAUUAUUGUUAUUUACUUCUUUUAUUUUUCUUUUUAACCUUCGCGGAAUUUAAAACCGACGGCACAGAUUUUUAACACUUGAUAACGAUUCCUUCACAAAAGGGAUGGUUGUCCGUUGAACCCGACCGGGACCAGUUGGUCCCGAUUUAAUUUCAGCAUUUAAGUGGUUUGGAACUCAAGAAUACGUCAAAAAAAAUAGCAAAAAGCCGUUAUGGUUCGAUGGCAACACUGUCCAAACGUAAGAAGUCGAUUUGAUAUUAUUGUCUAAUAUAAACGGUUUUUUGUUUUAAAAAAGUUCGAGCUCGUAGCUCGAUCGACAGAUCAAACGUUUCCUCAGUGUUCUUUUUCCCUCAUUAUAUGUAAACUGUACAUUAUGUGAGAGUUGUAUGGAGCGGCGCAUAAUCAUGCGAAUUAAACAAUUCAAUGAGCUACUUGAGUCAUAUUGAGUGUAUCAUCUUUACAGGUGAUAUUUUGUCAGCUAUGAAAUAGCAACACACUUAGACCAUCAUAACGACGCAGACAUUUCAGUGAUCGUAUUAACAAGGUGGCUGGACAGAUAACAAAGAGACCAAGUCUCCCUUUUAAUUCAGUUGCUUUCAGUCUAACAGUCAAAAUAACAAUAAUCGCACUCUUUCAAAGGGAAUAAGAAUAACAGUUAACACUUAUUUAAGCUCAUCAGAGCUACACAAAGCCACAAAGCCACAAAGCUACAAAGCCACUUAAGGCUCACACAGUACUUAAUUAAAUCUAAAAGUAGUGAUUAAGAGCGCUGGACACCGAAGUACCUCCCAUCAAUUUGUCCUUGCACGGCAAGAGAUUCGACGUCGAUCAUGCAAUGUCGUGAAUGAAAGGCGGAUUUGUCCAUAGGAGGCAUGACGAAGUGCGAGACCUGUUCGCAUCCCUUCUCAAGGACGUAUGCCAUAAUGUUGAAGUUGAGCCACACCUUCGAUUCAGACCUUCACAGGAGAAGUUUUAACCGGCAGUGCCUACUCCUUUGAUAAAGCUCGCUUGGAUAUCAGUGCGCUCGGUUUUUGGCAAAGGGGGCAACGUGCAUUUUUCGAUGUUAGGGUUUUUAACCUUUCGCAAAGAGCCACCCAAAGUCCUAAACCAGAAACUUAACUCGGCUUUCGCGAGCAAUGAGAAUGAGGAAAAGUGACACUGCAACCGGCGAAAUAUUGAAGUGGAGCAUGGCUCCUUCAGCCCCCUCGUGUUCUCACCGUAUGGAGGAAAUGGUAGAGAAGCCGAACGAUUUCUCACUGAACUAGCCCUGAAGCUAUCCGAGAAGAAGCGAAUGGAGUAUAGCAUAGUAAUUCAUUGGCUGAGAUCGAGCAAAACUAUCUUCUAAUUUGACGGGGGUUCGUCACAGCGAACACUCUUGGAUUCUUGUUGCUGUGAAUGUCGUUUUGUUUUGCUGCUGUUUUGUUAUGGCUUCUUGUCUGGGCCAUUUAAAAGGAAAAUGUAUGACCAAACUGAUGAAAGUUUGUAUCAGAAACAAUCAAAGCAUAGAUUCUUGAAAAUGUGCUUGGACAAGGAUAAGAAAACAUUGAUAACUGUGUUUAGAUGUUGGCCGCAUUACAAAAACAAACGGCAAAGUCUUCGGAGCCGUUUGAGGCAAUGAAUGAAAUGUUUACCUUCAAUAGUUUUUGUAUUUAAAUUAAGUAUUUGCGUUGUUGCUUUGUCUUCUUUUGUACUCGAAAUUGCGGUUUUCACCUGUAGCACCGUAUCAUACAGAUCAUUGAAGAAGCUUUUAAAUUUUAUUUGGCAACGAAAUGCCAAAGUAUGAAAGAGCAAUAGUAGUUCUAUACGUUUGUUUAUUUUUAAAGUAUAGGUUAAAUGACACCAUAAAAAUAAACCUUUUUUUAGAUCUUGCAGUGUGUUUUUGUUUCAACCACAAACGGUUCGAGUGUACAAUAUUUCGCUUCUGUGACACCCUAAAAAAUUUGGAUAAACUAACCAGCUAUAACUGUAGUAUUAAAGUAAGAGGACUACGUGCUUGUCCAAUUUGGAAAUAACUGAAUUCAAAAAAUUCCUCUGACAGCCAAAUUUUGGCUGUCCUCGGAAUUUUUUUCAUCCAAUUAUUUCCAGAGUGGACAGCAUGUAGUCCCCAGCUAUUACAUAAAAAAAUCGUAUAACCGACGUGCUUGGUACUAAAAUAAAAUGCGUGGUACAAAGAGUAAGGAUAUAAACAGCGUGGGUUGAAAAUUGUUUCGGCCAGAAAAAAAGUGCUGUGAAGUGGACUGCGGAUAACGCGAAGAGACUUGCAAGAAACUAAACAGAACUGCGCUUAGUGCGGACCAAAAUGAACUGAACAAAAUGUACUGCAAAACUACGAUAUAAACAAGACGCACGAGUGCGUGAAGCCGGCCUUCUUUUAUAGUUAGUUCAUCAUGAUAGAGCGCCGGGGGAAAAUGUGCACUAUGCAAUAAUGCACUACAGCCCAUAUGAACUUUGAUGAUGACUUGAUGAUGAAAAAAUGGAAAUAAAAAUACUACCGGCUAGCAAAUCAGACUGGAAAGACUCGAACGUUCCAAAGGGGUGUACUUGACCAUGACUGCACAACAAUAUAUGCUUCAGAGUAGUGUUGCAGCGAGUUUUCUUUUUCUAUGAAUUAGCAUGAGCUUCAGUCACAAUCUUUUAAUUAGUAAACUAAUAUUUUGAGGGAAAAAAACUUUGCAAUAACACCUUAUAAGAAGAGGACUAGAGAACAUAGUGGUUAGAAUAAUGAUGCCAGGAUUUCAAAUUUGUUUUGGUUGCUGAAGUGAUUAUUGUACAUGUUAAAUUGCUACAAAGGAGUAAAAAACCCAGAUCUUCCCAUGAGUAAGAUAUUUAUUCAUUUUAUUAUCACUAUGAUACAGGUACUUCAAAGACAAACUACUGGCAUAGCUAAUUCAUCAUCAGAAAACUUCGAAAAGUGUUGCUGCACUUAUCGUUUGAUUUGAGAUCAAGUUCAUCUUCUCUGAAAAAAAAGGAAAUAAAUAAAGAAUAUGUCAUUUCUAAAUAUAUGAAUGUUGGAUCGAUCAAAAUGGCGUUUUGCAAGAUCGAAAUUUGAUAGUAAGCAAUCGCCCGUUUUUUAAAAAGCUAUAAGCUUACAUGUAAUCUUUGAUUUAAUUUAACAAUGAGAUGUUCUUUGAUCGAUCAAAAUCAUGUCGAAUUUUAGCAUUUAAUAACUCUACGUACUUUACAGACCUGCCGCUUCUGUGCGAGCUCGAUACAAGUUAAUCCAUAUGCCAAAAAAAAGUCAAAGAAUGUUUCUUUCACUCGAUAUAGUAAGUUUCCGUUAUUAUACCGAGACAGCCGGGAAGCACGAAACUUGGACCUAGCACAAACUUCGGCGAUGAACAGUCACUGACAGAUUUGUUGGUUUUGAUCAAUGGAAAUUAAUGCACUUGAAACGGUAAUUAACUGCCACUUUCCUGCAAUUAGGUGCAAACUAUGCUAUAUUAGUAAAUCAAAGCAAAUGUCUGCUUUCAAAUUUUGUAAUGUGUCUUGCUGUUUUGCGAUUUAAACUAUAAAGCGUAAAAUUUCUAAGGUGUUUACAGUGACGUGUGUGGACGUGUUUUUACAGAUCGAACAGCAAAGUUGUACAAUUUAGCACAAAAACGGUCCAUAUGUUUUACGAAACUGCUUCUUCCUUACACCUCGGCACACGCUUACUCGCCAAAGCAAAGCCCAAUAGUGUUUCUUCAACUGCUAUAUAAAUUCUCGAGACUUGCACUAAACAUAAAAAGUGAAAUUUACGCACCUUUUCAGGGACACCCAACGAGAAUAUAGUUCAAAACCGUUUAAACAUAGCAUUGUUAAGCGUAUCUUAGUAUUUAAACGGUAGAUAUAGGCGACUAUAUCUAGCGAUCGCAACGCCGAUCUCGUUUAAACGGAUCGAGCCACCGUGUUUGUCUGACAGCGCUAGGAUGGAUUAUCCUCUAGAAAACACAUAUCACUAAACAUUUCGACCAUAAUAAUUGUCGACCUCUCAUAGAGGCAAUAAAACAACAAAGUUAACGCUACCGACUGGAAAAAGCUAUCUUUUGUUCUCAAGGGGAUAUUACCUCUAAGCCAAUGAAUUUUCCCGAAAUCGAUCACGUGAUAUUUCGCCAGUACAGACAUGCGCUUUAAAGAGCAGAUUCGACGACGAAGGAAAAACCCAGGCCAUUUUAUAAACCGUCUCUUCCUGAUGGGAAGGCUAGGUAAAAGUACGCUAGAACAUGCAGAAAAUGAAAAAAAAAGGCUAUAGAACCUUAGAAAGGCGCUAAUGAACAUGAAACAGCAAAGAAACGCUAACGAUAGGGCCAAAACUGACAGAAAGGAAUAAACACCUAAAUUCACACAAAUAAACUAAACAAAACGAAAAAAAGAACGAUAAACAUGUAUAAACUAAUUAGCGUACGCAAAGGAAAAACAAAUUACGCAAAAACGAAUAACAGAACAAAAAGGUUACACUUGGAUCUUACAGAUUCUUAUCAGAAAUUUAAAUGUUUUUUGUUAUGAUAAUGAUUCAAUUCAAUUUUUCGUAUAUUUUAAAAUCAACGAUUAAAAAAAACUUGACGUUUCGAUGGCUUAAUCGAGCUUCAUGUCAUCAUCUUUAAAAAGCUAAGAAAUUAACAUCAUUUGUGGAUAUAUAUAACACUUAUCAGAAACUCAUAAGGGGUUAUUCAUCCCCUUAUCAGUUUUUUGCACAUUAUACUUGAUUUCAGCUAAUGCAGAACUGCUGUCAGAGUGCUCAAUAGAAGAACUAGAGCGAGAAUACCAGAAAAGUACAAUAACUAAAGAUUUGACUAUACUAGGCAUUUAUUACUAUAUAUAGUAAUAGCACUCUUCAGAUAAAAUAGCCUAAUGGUAGAUUACAAGAGUGCGCUGAUUAUAACUGAAUUUUUAUAAUGCAGUUACUAUAUAGAUACAACGCAUUAACUACCGAAUCAACUGGAAGAUUUUGAAGCAGGCUAUCGCCUACAGCUCCUUCUCCAAACAGUGCAAUUUAAGUCUGUGCAUGGGAGGAGUAUUUUAUUAUCUGUAAGCCCCAUUUAGCCACCCUUAACAAGCGCAACGACCUUCUAUCUUCGUGUAGACACGCUAGCAAAUUAACCAAGCUGAUGGUGCUGGGAACCCGACAAAUGCUUCAGAAACUACCUGUAAAGGAGGUUUCUCUGGCCUCUGCUCGAGACCUGGGACUUCAAGUAGACUCCACCCUUAGCUCUGAUGAACGUAUCACAAACAUUGGCUCAUCAUGUUUAGGUAGAUUAUGUCAGAUAUUAAAAUAGAGUGAGACAUCUUCUCGACACUAGGACACUAGAGAAUGUUAUAAAUGCGCUGGUAUUUGGCAGAAUAUACUAUUGUUCUCCAGUAUGGCCUAUCCUAUCUAAGCUGCAAAAAAUCCAGAAUUUCGUAGCAUGAAUCAUUACUAAUAAACGUAAAUCUAACCUUAUGACACCGGUUCUCAAGUAGUUAGCCUGGCUCCCUGUAAGCAGUUCUUUGACGUAUACAUUCCAGCGCUUUGUAACGAGAUCUGCUGUUCAUGAUGUUAUUAUUAUCAUUAUUAAAGAGAGCGUUCCUGAAUUGAAACGUGCAAAAUGUAAACAAAAAGUUUGGUUGAUUUAACAUAGGUCAUUCAAAAACGUCUAACUUUGUUCUUUCACCAAUUUAAUCAGCCAAAAGUUCAGUGACUUAGCGGGAAUAUGGGCUACAGCAGUGUCCAAGCAUUGCACUCAAGACUUGUCAGUUGUGAAGACGCAAGGCUCGAGUACUGGAUUUUUGUUUUCCUACCAUUCGGCCAUUCCAGGAAAAAAAUUUCCAAGACUAACUGCACGUGUUGACUGUGGGGUAGCAUUUUCGAUUAACUUCUUCUCUUCCUCGGCAUUUUUAGGCUUCCGGAAAGCUCUGGAACAGGACGCCAUGUCCUCUUCUGUUAGUGUCGUUCGUAGAAGAAAAGUUCCAAACGCGUGUGAGAUUUGAUUUUCUUACACGUCUAAUUUCACAUAUAAUAUUUUUUCCCUAAUUUUCAACGUUCACAAAAGCAUCAUUGUUAUCAACUCCAUUGAGACGCGCUAUUCCAGGAAUGUCUGACGACGUUCGAAAAACUUGCAGAGCGUGUUUUAUCGGGUUUAAAAUCACGAGCCGAAGGCGAGUGAUUUUAAACCUGAUAAAACGGUGCGGCUCGUUUAUUAAUCAUAACUUAUGAUUAUAUUUUCAAGGCGUCCUCACUCAAGAAACGGAUCGAAAUGUUACCAUUUUUGGAAGACAGUAUGUUGCAGCUUCCUAUGUUAAGUUUAUAGAGUCUGCGGGAGGAAGAAUGGUACCUAUUUUGUAUCCUUUGCAAAUAUUAUAUUUUGCAAUUUUAUAUCAUAUUUAUUAUACAUUACAAAUAUUACAUUCUGCAACUAUAUAUUAUUAUCAUCAUCAUCAUCUUAAACUAUAACAAAAUUCUCUAACCUGAUUGGCUAUCGGCAGCGUUGCUUUCAGUAUCACCUGGUGUAUAAAUAGGACAAGUCGUCAUACCUAAAGUAAUUGGACAGUGCGCGUCAUCUCGCGCGCGCACUUGAAUCUCUUCUUUCUUCCUUUUUUUCCCACUUAUAGCAGGAAAAAAAAACUCUCAGAGUAUCCUGUUUCAAUUUUAAGAAAGCUUAAAAUAUCACAAAUUUUGUUAAAGUUAUUGAAAAGUUGCCACACUUGCGGUGUUUACCAUUUACAUAAACCACCCCGGUGGAAAUCUUAUGUGCAACAAAUCAACUAGACGAAUAAGGCGGUAAUUCCGUUAUACUUACCACUGACAUGAAACGUCAAUCAUUAAAAAAGGUUUAAUUCUUAGCUAUUUACUACAGCAUAAAUGCUACCGAUGAAGAGGUUGAAAAACUUUUUAAUCACAUAAAUGGGUGAGUACUAAACAAAAAAAGUAAUUAAACUGAAUAUGAUCCUUGCUUAGUUUUAUGAAGACCGUCGUUGAAGUUUCAGGAAGGGAUUUGCUUCCAUUGAGUUUCCUAAACCGCAAAGCAUUUCUUUUCCAAUCUUUGAUUUAACUUUUUAGAGCCAUUUUCCCUGGAGGGCAUAGACUUCUCCAUCGCACAAAUUAUACAAGAGUGGGAAAAAAGAUAUUUGAUCUGGCUAUAAAGGUAAGCUUUACAAAAACACCAUCACGUAUUCCAGCUUAACCUUGUCCCGAAAGGCUUCUUUUCUUUGUGCCUAAGGAGGGAACUUAAGCAACAACGGAGGCGACGACUACGGGAACGUCACUUAAUAAGUGAAUUCGUGCGAGAAAGACACGCGAGUGGAGAGGGAGCGCCUGCCCGAGAGGCCCAUGAAAAUCGUUCUUACUCGCUUUCUGAGAGUGCGGAAAAUUCCUAUUGGCUAAGGGGCUCCCGAGCAGAUAAGUGUUCGCGUUGGGCGAGAAAACUGUCAAUCAAAGAAAUACGAGAUCGUUUGCAAACAUGUAAUACUGUAUAUGGACAAGACAGUGAAGGUCUUAUAUUACACCACUAAAUGGUAUAAUCGAAGAUCAGAUCUUUCAGGUCACCUCAGUAGGACUUUAGUUUAUGGCUGUAAUCUUAAAGAAAAGUUGGAGUGUUCAAACGGUAUUUACGAAGUAAAUACAAAUUAGCAGAAGCGGCGGCAGACAAAAGAUAUGCCGACACGUUGAAAUAAAGAUCAAAGGAAAUAUUCGUUGUUCAAAACGAACUUGGCGGCUUGCAUUGUCGGUGGAACGCAUACCAUAAAGACCUGGACAGUAUUAACGAAAUGAAACACUUACCUGGCCUAGGGGCAUGAAAAACCUUUCGCUAGUGUUAUCAUUUGCUCGAAGACGUUUUUAUAGUCUACACUCAGGUCGCAUUUGAGCGAAUGAUAUCAAUAGCGAAAGGUUUUUUGAAAACAAGCCGCUAUUAUUUUUUUUUUUUUUAUCAAUCCUGUCCAGGUCUUGAUGUAUGCGUUUCAUCCGAUAACGCAUGCCGCCAAGUUCUGUUAGAACAAACAAUAUUUCCUCUGAUCUUCAUUGCAACGAUUCGACAAAUCUUUUGUCUGUCACCGCUUAUGGGUAUUUGAUGUUAAAUCGCUCCUUCGGUGAAUACUGUUUGAACACUCCAACUUUUCUUUGAGAUUACAGUGACAUAGUCCCAUUGAAUUAGUGACCUCCAAGAUCUGAUCUUCGAUUAUACCAUUUAAUGGUGUAAUAUUUAAGCAAUAGAAAACGUUUUCCGUGUUCGCCUAGCCUGAUUAAACACGAGAAGGGGUGGGAGAAUGCAAACCCAAGACGAAGUCGAGGGUUGCAUAAUUGUCGAGAAUUCUCCCAACCACUCGAGUGUUUUUAUCAGUCUAUGCAAAUAGAGUGAAAAAGUGUUCUAUUGCUUUUAUAAAAAAAACUUUCCCGAGAAAAUAUGCAAAACUCCUUAUUUAGGGCAAUGAUUAAAAGAUAAAUUCUUACUAGUCACGAAGUCUUGUACACGAAACUUGUACGCGUAAUCAGUUCUUGUUUUGCAAUAAAGAUGCUUUCCAAAAACACGGGUUUUUCUCACUAAAACUGUCAGCUUAGGCGAAAAAAAAAUUGACACAGCAUGUUUCCGAAGAUUUUCCAAGUUUCAGCCGACGAGGAAAUGGGUAAAUAAAGUAAAUGUGUCGAGCUUUCAACUAAAAAACUUUUUUGACGCCACUACCAUGUUUACAUACUCUCAUGCAAACACGCCUCUCGGCCAAUCAGACCGCGCGUACUGUCUUUUUAUAAAAGACCUUCACUGUCUUGUCCAUGUACGGCACUACACGUUUACAAACGAUAUCGUGCUUUUUUUGAUUGACAGUUUUUUCGCCUAACGCGAACACUUAUCCCCCGCGAGCCUCUUAACCAAUAGGAAUUUUCCGCACUCUCAGAAAGCGAGUUAAAACGGUUUGCAUGGGCCUCACGGGCAGGCGCUCCCACUUCCCUCACGUGUCUCCCUCGCGCGUUUCGUUCUUUCUUGCGCCCAUUACUUCCAAGCGCCUGCUACGUAGGCUAGCGAUGACUGUAUUCGCAAGGCUAAGAUGGUUCUGUUAAUUGUGUUUUUAGCUCAGCCAGUUUAUGGCCCAUACAGUUUGUAUGGCGUUUUGCACCUGACUACUGUGGCAGUCCUACUAAUGCGUAAUCUAAAUUCCUUUGAAGGCUUUUGACAAAGGUGACGUGUUUCCCAUCUGGGCAGAAUGCCUUGGUCUUGAACUGGUUUCAAUGUUAGUUGGCAAAGGAAAUAUGCAAUUAGGACAACUUGACACCAAGGUGUUCUCUUCAGUCGAUGCAGCGAACAUCAGCCUUCCUCUUAUUUUCCCCAAAGGUAUGUUUAGGUAUAACAAGGUAUGUCCCUUAGGAACCACCUAAAGUUGCGGUCAAAGAGCGAGGGAAGGAAGGCACCGUUAUCUUUACAGCAUUUGCUGGUUACAUCAGUUAUAUUGGGAAAGUUAGAUGUCAAGCAAUGCUCGAGAACAGAAAACAAACAUCUUCAAAGGCCAGGAUUGUUCGCUUCUUAAAAUCAUGUAUUUUUACGGCGGUUAUUUUACAUUAAAACAAAAGCACUUAAUUUGAGUGCCACACCAUUUUUACGUCUCCAACUACAGACGGGACUUCCAUUUUACAAGGUCAUCCGAACUACGCGAAGGUCUAGCCGCUUGCAGUGUAUAAGAAGUAUAUUCAUUUCUCAGUUAUUUUAACACCCUGAGUAUUGGUCCGGCCCAGGAAAUCGAACUCCCGACCUUUCACUCAACAGUCAAGCGCUCUGCCGACUGCCGCAGUUAAAUUGAAUUGUUCAACCUCCUUUGGGACACUUCGCUUAUGUCAAUUUAGUUAGAACCUUUACGGAUGAGCUUCACAUAUCCGAACCGUCGUUUGUCGGUUCUGGAUUUUUUUUUUUUACUGAAAAUCACACUGUAUGAAAGCAGACGCCUGAUACCGGGACGUUGAUAUGGAGAGAUUGAUUUGCUGGGUUUACUAGGCUGACAGGGGGGCGGAAUAAAACGAAAGUAAUGCAAUUUUAGCCUGCAUCACUGAUUAACAGCCGAUGAGGAGACCCCCUUUCAGUAUUGUUGUGAGAUGCGUUGACAUGUUGAGAAUAGUUUCGCCUCGUUUUAACUCUGUUGGGAUAACUCGUGCAAAAACAACUUCCUUUACACGUUUUACAAAUCCCACAUGACUAGAAGGGUCUGAUCUGAUUUUCUCUUAAGACACAGGUACGAAUAAAUAACGUGCAUUUGCAUCUCAGGGAACCUGUACUACUCUAGCUUUAACAUACCACGAAUACACCUUCUCCUAAUGUUUCUAUUUACAGACUAUAGCAGGGCUACCAUGUGGGAAGAUGCUCCACCUCAUACGGUAAAUUACCUACGGGGAAACGCAGUGUCAUACAACAACCACAAAAAAGCAGUCACGCCCAAGGUGAAGAUAAAUCUAAUAAAUGAAUAUACAACUUUAUUUAUCCAACUUUAAUCCUUUUUUUUUUCCGCUAGUAAGACAAAGGAUGAAGUUAACUUUAAGAAACAGGGUUAGGGUCAAGAGAUUUAUCGUUUCAUACCAGUUUAGAAGAACUCAAAAAGGAUUCAAAAACUUAGCAGACCUUUGCUCGCCGGAGAAAAGAAUUUCAUACCUUCCAUUACGCAACAAUAACCUCAGAUGUAAGUUAUAUCAAGAUCUCAAGUCAGGGACUUAAUGCUAUUCUUUCUUUCUUUUUUUAUCCCAGACCUUUCACAAGAACAAAUAUUUAAAGGACUUUUUUAGGGUUGUUGCGACCAGCAAAGAUAGAAAUGGAGUCGAAUUUAUUGCAAAUAUGGAAGGUAUCCGUGCCGUGAUUAGUGUAAACUGGUUUUAAAUCUAAUUUCCUUGAACAUGUCUAUCCAGUCAACCAACGUAUUCUGAAGAACAGACCGCUUUAUAACAAAAUUCUAGCAAUAAGGCCAAUGAAGACAACUGUCUCGUUUUUUUUUUUUUUUCUAUGACAGUGAUAUUUUUUCGAGCCAAAAUAGUAAGCAAGACACUUAUGUUAUAGAUGACUAUAGAAACACCUAGAAAUAGAGUAAAAAUUGUGAAAGGCAUGUGACAUGGCUAACAGCAAAGCUGACUCUUGGUAGGCAAGCGGUAUCCAGUUUUCCUCUUUCACUGGCAUCCUGCGAAGGCACAGUUUGAAUGGCGAAGAGAUUUGGACAUCAAGCAUACUUUUGAUAAUAUCCUCGUAGGGCAAUACUUUGCAAACUUCUUUAUGAGACAAGGUAAAUGGAAUAGAUUCCCCGCCCAUACCUAUCCACAUAAAAGCAAUGCGAGUAUCAGCGAUGCUCGAACUACACUGACGUGUAAUGGAACCUCUAUCCUAAGAAAGAAUGGCGAUUACGUAGAGCGCAUCAAGGCCUAGUCCAUACAGUCCAUAUAUAGCUGAUUCAAUAAAGGUUGCUUUGGGCAUUGGGAAUUGCGCAUUGGGAAGCUAUUGUUUGGUGCUCACCCAAGUAAAUCAUUGCAUUGUUCCAUAUGCCCAAAUGCCUAAUGCACAAUAGACCUCUUUAGCUUGUAUUCUUUGUUUUCCCAAUAGAGGUCCCCGGGUGACUUGGCCCUUUGUCUUUUCAUGAAUUAUGCAUACAUAUGCACGUGAAUAAGACGACAUUUGAAAGAAAAAGUUCUCUAGAGUAUUUUCACAUGACCUGUAUCGAGAAAACAAAACUUACAAGCUAAAGAGGUCUAUUACCAAUGACCAAUUACCAAAGCAACCUUUUUUGAUUUAGCUGUAUACUGAACACAUGUGAACAAUACAAAAGAUGUUUUGGGUGCAUGUUGGGAGGAUAGUGGGGGGGGCAUCACGCACUAUUACCAUGCACACGUACUUGAGUGUACACACAUACACGCUAGUAUUAUUCCAUUUCAAUACACGUUUAUUGAAAACUACCAUUGGCCCUGUUUAGUCGAAUGACCUGAGACUUCAGCUAACCAUCCUAAUACUAACAUGUAUUUUAUCCACAGCAAGACGGAGCAGUCAUCAUUUCUCAAAUUACAACGAUGAAAGAGCUGCCCUCAUUUACAACUACCAAACAACUUAUGUAGAGGACUACCUGCCUGUGAUUCAAGCCUACUUCUUUUAG